UGAUGCAGAGUUGCAAUCAGAUGCAUGCCUCCUACCUCUUUCAGCAAGAUAAACACUAUGACCUGUCCUACGACACUGGAGACAAGGCCUUACAGUGCGGGCGCCAUGUGGAUGUUUUUAAGUUAUGGCUAAUGUGGAGGGCAAAGGGCACAAGUGGCUUUGAAGCACAUAUUGAUAAGUGUUUGGAGCUGGCAGAGUAUUUAUACAAUAUCAUAAAAAACCGAGAAGGAUAUGAAAUGGUGUUUGACGGAAAGCCGCAGCACACGAAUGUGUGCUUCUGGUAUGUCCCUCCGAGUUUGCGUGUCCUGGAAGACAAUGAAGAGAGAAUGAGCCGCCUCUCAAAAGUGGCCCCAGUGAUUAAAGCCAGAAUGAUGGAGUAUGGGACCACAAUGGUCAGCUACCAGCCCUUGGCAGACAAGGUCAAUUUUUUCCGCAUGGUCAUCUCAAAUCCCGCAGCCACUCACCAAGACAUUGACUUCCUGAUUGAAGAAAUAGAACGUCUUGGACAAGAUUUAUAAUAAUCUAGCUCACUAAACUGUGUCAAUUCUCUAGGUAGACAAUUAAGUUGUCACAAACUGUGUGAAUGUAUUUGUAGUUUGUUCCAAAGUAAAUCUAUUUCUAUAUUGUGGUGUCAAAGUAGAGUACAGUUUAAAAAUCAAAACAAAACAAAACAAAACAUUACUCCUUCUAAAAAUCCUUUCUUAAGUUUAGAAUACCUCUCUAAUAAUUAGUGACAAAAGGCUAUGUUCUAAUCAAUGAGGAAAAGCUUUAAAAUUGUUAAUAAGUACUUCCCUUUUAAUAUAGUCUGCAAAUCAAACUUUAUUUUCACUCAGAGUAGCAGGGUUGAAUAGUACCAAAUUGCCCCUGAAUCAUAAAAGGUUCUUUGGGGUGCAGCAAAAAGGAUAAAGUACAUAUAAAAAUGUAUGUUGACAAUAAAAAUUCUUGCCUUUUUCAUAGUAUUAGAAAAAAAUUUCUAAUUUACCUAGAGCAGCAUUUCAAGUGUAUUUAAAUACAUAUAAUUUUACAAAAGGAAAAUAUAUAUAUUAAAAAGAAAUCCUAUUUUGUAACAUAUAGAUUUUUAUUUUAUAUGGGUUAUACAAACUGCAGGGGCAGAUAUAAAAACUAAGCCAGAUUUUUUUUCUUUUUUUUUUUUAUUGGAGGCACAAUAAAACACUUAGCAAAGUUAUUUUGAAACAAAAUUCUUCAAAGUUACGAUGCAUUCUUUCUAUUCGUGUUAUGGCUCAUUUUAUCUCUAAAGUGAGUAUUACAAAACAAACACAAAAAAUACUGCAAGUUCUUUGAAGUGAUUACCAGAUGGACAAUAAGAUUCUCUUCCUGUUUAAGUUUGCCACCCAGUUGACCCUUAGCAGACCCGCUCAGCUUCAUCUUAGACUAACUUGGGGUAAUUGUUUCUAUACCCCUUUCCAGUUCAGCCUGUUUUGAACAGAAGGUUGAUGCUGGUUCCUGAGGUAUCUUCCCAAACAAUAUGCUUUUAUUAGGUCAUUUGGAUUAAUUUAGGAAAGAUAAAAAUAAAAUCUAAUCAGCCUGAGCAAAGAGGAAUGUGGUGAGCCCAGAAAAUUAAACUUGGCCUUGAGAGAAGAGAUCUCUGUGUGAGGAUAAUGAUGUCACCUUGAUGCCAUAUUGCUACUGUCCAGGAAGGAGCCAUUUGCCUCCUGGGUAAUAUCUUACUCCCACUGCCUCCCUACUCCUAUCCACUAAGGUCCUCUCCUGCUUGGCUCCCCAUCACUGGAAUCCCAAAUAAUUAAUUCCUGUGCCAGGGGUGCUUACUUCCCUCUUCUGCAAUGAGCCCCUCCCCCAAGAUUUGAGACAACAUCUAAGACCUUUUAUCUGUCUCCCAUCAAGAUCCAAAAUGACCUUUGUAUGCAGAGAUAAUAAGAUCCUCAGAAUUCAAACAAUAUUUUAAAAGUAUCCUGCUUCCACUGCAAGCUAAUGGAGAGACAUGAGCUAAUAAGAGCUCUCAUAGAUGUUUAGGGGGUCAUGGAUUCCAAGUCAGAUUCCAAGUUCUAGUAAGAAGACUGUAGCCUCAUUGUGCAGACUGCACAUGUAAAUUUAGAGACUUUCAUCCUUUCCAUAUGGACAAAUCAGAUCAGUAGUCAGAAAGAUUACAGGUAUACAGGAAGAAAGAGGCCACUGUCCUCCAACAGAUAAAAAAGUCCUGUAAUACAACCAGAGGACCCAACCAUUUGAACUCUUCAUGAGCUUGUCCCUACAUUCUUUCUCUCAGAUGAUAUACAAAAACACUGAAGUUUGGGAUGAACAUAAAUCCUUUUAUCUAAGAAGCAAAUGGGCUCCCAAUGACUAUCAGAAAAAUCUCUUCAUCUCUGACCCAGAAAUUCAUGAAGAAAUAAGCCACCUGUUCUAGGCUGGGUCUGAUGGCCAAGUCUCCCUUUCUUUCUGGAAACUGGCUGUUGAAAAUAAGCAUGUAGUUGCCCACCUGUCCUGAGCCUCAAGCUAAAAUGUCCCAUUUCAGACACAGGGAUGCUAAUCAUCGAACCCACUGUCCUGCUUGGAGGAGAAGGUGGGGCCCAGUGCCAAAAUCCGGACAGGUCCUUAUAACCUCCAAGAUACUGACACCCUAGGGUGCACAUCCUCUUUGAGAAACUGCUGCUUUGUAACUUGAUGGUGUGAGUGAAUUUAAAAAGAAAAGCCUUUGUGCCUGUGUGUGAAAUUUCAGCAAAGCAACUUUUAUCAAUAAAUUCCUUCCCCACUGCCUGCCUCUUCCAGAUCCUUUGCUGAAUUUUCUGGGAGCCUUGCUCAGUCCUAUGCAGUGAAAUCCUGACCAAUAAAAUAAAAGCUUAAUACAUCCCAGUAGUUUAAUAAAUAUUCUUUGAAGUAGGUCUGUAAUCUACUCAGGAGGGAGGGAGGAAAGAAGGGAGGGAAGAAGGAAGAAAGGUUGCUUUGAACAUCAGCUCAAAUUCCCAGUGCCGAAGGCUUUUAUAAGGACCAUUCUUUACAAAUUUUAGAAAAGUUUGGUUUGAGCUUUAAGCAGAACUGACAUGGCCAUUUUUAUUUAUACAGCAAUAUCAUGUUUAUUAUUUUAGAAUACUUGAAAAAAGUGUGAUAUGUCUUUAUCUGAGACGCACAAGUGGUACUGACUUUAUGUACUGUCACAAGGAUGCAAGGGAAGCAAAGGAAGUCAAAUGUGUGUAUAAUUGUGUUGACUUCGUUAUAUUGAUAGUACUGUCUCCUCACCUCAGAUUGGGGUUUUGAACUUUAGAUAUGAACUGUAGAGUGUCGCAAACCAACAUGUAUUGCUGUAAAAGCUUGUACAAUAUAUUAUUGAUAUGUCUUUUUCCAUGUGGUAGCUGUGUUGAUACUGUGAGAACUACAUUUGCACCUGUUCCUGUACUCUCUCACUCCCUCUUUCUGCUAAACUGUGUGCCCUCCACAUCAGCUGUAAUAGAGACCAUGCUCCUGGCUAAGCUCCCUACUGAGAAAUCUCCUCUAAGAAGUGUGCGAUUUCACCAAUGCAAGGUGAACGCUAUGUUGUCUCUAAGACUAGGAGAAACCUAUAUGGAGUGUCACAAACUGCCAGCAUUGCAGGUAUUGUCCCUGCUGGGUUUGGAGUAGGUGCUACUCCUUAGAAUAUUGGCAAAAAAAGAACACUGGUGUAAAUAUAGUAGCAGGACAAGGAGUCAAGGAACCUAACUGGGUGUCAUCUUGCACAUUUUUAAAUGCUAACUACAAACACUGUGUAUUUAUUUAUUAGGUACGUGUGCCAAAAUACUGUCCCAAUUGGUGUUUCUGAAAGACAUCAACAUAUUCCCAACAUUACUCUGUUACUAAAGACAGAAAAAAUAAAAUAAAAAGUAUAAACACGUGGCAACCUGUUCUUCUGACCAAAUAUAAACUUGUGUAUGAUCAAAGUGUUUUAUCUGUGUUGUCUCUCUAAACCGAAAUAAAUGUGUAAAUGUUGACACAU
Messenger RNA from Manis javanica (Malayan pangolin), 3943 nucleotides. The record is from RefSeq and is a predicted model, not a curated record. Lineage: Eukaryota; Metazoa; Chordata; Mammalia; Pholidota; Manidae.